Molecule: messenger RNA, 6549 nt
Organism: Molossus molossus (Pallas's mastiff bat)
Lineage: Eukaryota; Metazoa; Chordata; Mammalia; Chiroptera; Molossidae
Gene: PKD1L2
Product: polycystin 1 like 2
Biological process (GO): detection of mechanical stimulus
Cellular component (GO): membrane
Molecular function (GO): calcium channel activity; protein binding; calcium ion binding
Source: RefSeq, a predicted model, not a curated record
AUGGUGUGGGCAGGCACGGUGCUGGUUGCCGGGACCAGUGCAGCAGGCAGGGUCCUCCUGGGGCUCGCGCUGAGCUUCAUGGCCACUACUGCUGAGCCCGAGGGGGGAAGCUUUUGCUCUAAGAGCCAAGUGGCUUUCAGAGACCCUUGCUAUGAAUUUGUGCCUUUUGGCCGCUCUUAUUGUGGUGCCCAGAACUGGUGUGAGGGGCAAGGAGGCCAUUUGGUCUGUCAGGAUGAAGGCACCCAGCGGUUUCUACAGAAGCACCUCUCUCAGGACAGGGAAUGGUGGGUUGGACCCACAGGGAAUUCGGCUCAGAAUGGUACUGUCCCAGGGCUGGGGAUCUGGCUGGACCCCUCAAAUGUGAACUACAGUAACUGGCACAGAGGACAGGCCUCUGCUGCUCCCGACACCUGUGGCUACAUCGGGAGAGACCCCUCUUCCAGGUGGGGUGCCUCAGACGCUGCCUGCACGCAGUCGUUAGCCUGCAUCUGCGAGUUUGGUGUCGACCAGAGUCUGGCCUGUGAGGGCUUCAAUGCCAACAUGCACUGUGGCUCGGGGGAGGUCGUCCAGAUCCAGGAUGCCUUCUGUGGGUGCCAGACUCCCCAUUAUUGCACCCAGGACUCCGAGCGCCCCUUGGACCUGGAGGAGGAAUGCAGCUGGGUCAAUGUGCUUUUUUCCCUCUUUAUCUUAUUUUUUCCUCAAGGACAGUGCCAGGGGCUGCAGGCAUGCCAGGUGGCAGCAAACGGGACCUGCGCCACCAGGGGCAGCUACCUGUGGGUGCAGUACCAGCGUUGGGAAGGCCUGCAGCUGGCGGUGUCCAAUGCGAGUUUCAUCUUCGACAACGUCACCAUCUCUCUGACGUGGCUCCUCUCUCCCUACAUUGGAAACCUGUCCUGUGUAAUUAGUAUGGGGGAUGGCCACACUUUUGAUCCCUACUACCUACCCAGUUUGUCCAGCAACGUGAUCCACCAAUUCACAACCCCUGGGGAAUGCACCAUGUUUGCUGAGUGCACAACCAGUGAGUGGCAUGUGACGGCUCCUAAGCAAGUGACAAUUCAAGACAAGAUGGAGAGACUCAGUGUUACUGGGUGCUCUGGCCUGUCCAAGUCAGGAGUCCGCCUUCUCUGCCGGGCUAUCUUUGGGGGCCCUAUGUAGAUCUAGGUGGAGCUCUAUGGAGGCACAGGGGUGACUUACACUGUGCUGUCAGAGAACACAGCCCUGGCUGAGUCCAGCACACAGCAGGGCCUGCCCCCCUAGAGUCUGACCCUGGACAGAGCAGCCCAGCAAUGGAUGGGCCCAGGGAUGCACCACCUGGAGAUUCCAGCCACCAGCAACACCACCACCUCUGCACCCUCCACAAACAUCACAGUCCACUUCAUGGAGUCUCUAUCAGGGCUGCAGGCCUCCUGGGCUUCUGACCACUUGGAGCUUGGACAGGACCUACUGGUCAAUGUCUCAGUGGCUCAUGACAUCCCAGGAGAGCUGACCUUUGAGGUAGCAGGACUCAUUGCAUCCUUCUCCCAUGAAAAAGAGAGCGUUGGGCAACCAUCUGAGAUUUACCAUGUAGCAGUUCCUCUUGAAGGCACCUUCCUGGUCACCGUGCUGGUGAGGGACACCUUCUCAAACUUGAGUUUGGAAAUCGGAAGCAUCACUGUUGUAGCUCCUUCCAGUCUCCAAGAACCGUCUGGAACAUUGAGGAAAAGAGUGUGAAGAGAUAAAGGUGAUGCGGAGAGACACGUGGAACCUGGUCAGUACGUGGAUCCUUUCAUGACAGUGACUCUGGGCUGGCCGGAUAGGGACAAGGACUUCCGCUUCCAGUGGUCAUGUGGCCGUUGCUGGACUCAGUGGAGUGACUGUGAGAGGCGGCUGCUCUGCACAGACCGGAGGGAGCUGGUGGUUCCGCCGCCCUGCCUGCCGCCACCCGAUUCUGCAGUCACGCUGCGCCUGGCCAUCUGGAGAGGCCAGGAGCUGGAGAGGCAGGAGGCGCAGUGCAUCUGUGUGUCCGCCACCCUGGAACUCAGGCCUCGAGUCAGCUGUUAUCAAAACUGCGGACCAGUGAAUGCCAGCGAGGUCGUUAUGCUCGGGGUCACCAUGGACGACUCCCCAGCAGCCAUGUUCAGCUGGUAUUUAGACGACACCCCACUGGAGAAGGCUGAGCCCCUCCUGGCAGCCUGUAGACUCCGGGGAUUUUGGCCAAAUUCUUUAAUCCUCCCCCAGGUUUCCUCCCCCCACACACUGCUGCCGAACAGCUCCCUACUGCAGACCUGAGCAAUGACCAGGCUUGCCUGUGGGGAGGACACCUAUGCUAUCAGCUCUCUGCCUCCUCCUGAGGUGCCCACCUGCACCACUGCCCCGGAGGAGGGCACUGUUCUCACCAGCUUCGCCAGCUUCUGCCAUGCCUCCGCCGCUCUGGGCCCUGAAUACUGCUUCUGUCUGGAAUCAGGUCCUGACCAAGCCCAGCGGGAGGCCAGCUGGACCCUGCAGUAUGCCAGCGAGGCCCUGUUGGCGGUGAGUGCCAAGGCCCAUCCUGAGGACCAGAGGCGGCAGGCAGCCACCAGGGACCUGUUUCAGGCUGUGAGCUUGCCUGAGGGGCAGACUAGAAGAGUCUUCGGAGGCCAGUGGCAGCCAGCUGCUCAAGCUGUGGAGCAUGUACAGGCUGCGCUCCUGCUGGGAAGACUGCCCAAGGGCCUUGCAGCCUCUCUGGCUACCUCCUCCAUCACCGUGUACACAAACAGAAUUCAGCCCCGGAGUUGACAAGGCCCCUCUGUGCACACUGCUGCUGCCAACGCUGCAACCUUUACCCUGCCUGCUGCCUCCUCCCUCGGCUGCAUGGAGGACAGUCAGGAACCUGGGGACAUAAGCAAGUCAGUAUUCAACCCUGACCGAAAUCAACCCAGGGCCGGGGACCAGAUCCUGCUGCCUCGGCUUUCAGAACACGGCGAGCCAACUGUGUUGAAUCUGACCAGACCGGAAGCUCUGUGGGUGAACCUGACUUCAGCAGGGGCAGCUGUGGGGAUCCAGUUGCACUGGAGACCCAACAUCCCACCCACACUCAGCCUGGGCUAUGGCUGCCACCCCGACAAGACCAGCUACGAUGCCAAAGCUCACCUUCCACCAACGGCUGCUCCAGAUGGGCUGUCCACAUGGAUCCUGAGCCCAGAAGACCUACAUUUUGGAGAAGGUGUCUACUAACUGACUGUGAUCCCCAAUUCUGACCUGGAGCCAACCCCUGGCAGAGACCUCACCAUCGGCAUCGCCACUUUCCUUUCCCAUUGUGUGUUCUGGGAUGAGGUCCAGGGGAAUUGGGACAACUCUGGGUGCCAGGGGACUAUCACCCUAUAUAGCGUGGAUGGAGAGAGGGAGCCCCACCACCUGUCAGACCCCAACAUCCCAGUUUUUGAACGAGGAGGAGUGAAUGUCUUCUUACUCUCCACCCUGUUUCUGGGGGAACUGAGGGGCCUGCGGCUGUGGCAUGACAGCUCAGGGGACCGGCCAUCUUGGUAUGGCCAGGUGCUGGUGCAUGACCUGGCGAUGGACUGGAAGUGGUACUUCCUUAGCUCGUGGCUGUCCAUCAAUGUCGGAGACUGCCUUGACAAAGUAUUUCCAGUGGCCUCAGAGCUGGACAGGAAACAAUUCAGCUACCUGUUUUUCAUGAAGACCUCCAUGGGCUUCCAGGAUGGACACAUUUGGUAUUCCUCAGCUUGGAGCAACUUCACCUGUGUCCAGAGGGUGUCCUGCUGCUUCUCCCUGCUCCUUUGCACCAUGCUGACCAGCAUCAUGUUCUGCGGUGUCCCCAAGGACCCAGCUGAGCGAAAAAUGGACUUGGGUAAAAUUGAAUUCACUUGGCAAGAAGUGAUGAUUGGGCUGGAGAGCUCUGUCCUCAUGUUCCCCGUCAACCUCCUGAUUGUUCAGAUCUUUCGAAAUACCCGUCCUUGGGUCACUAAGGAGCAGAACACUGGGAAAGGAGAGAGGGGGUCUCCCAGUCCAGCCCCCUCACCACAGCCCAUGGAGGAUGGCCUUCUGACACCUGAAGUGGUGACCAAGGACAUGUGGAGACUUGUCAGCUCCCUUCAAGCUCUGAAGGUGCCAUCCCCUGCCUUGCGCUGGGACUUGGCAAACUUAACGGACAUCAACCAACCGCUGGCCUUGCUGGAAGACAUCAUCUGUCUGCAGAACGUGCAGGUGUUCUGGGAAGAAGCCAAACAGAGAGCGGACCCAUUAACAUUCACUCUUGGGUCAGUACACGUGAAAGAAAAAGUGCAAGGCCUGGCCCGUGAGGUGGGCCCAAGUGCCCUUUGGAAGAACGGGGCGUAUGGGCAGCGUCUCUACCUUCAGCUGGAGCAUGUGGAACAAGAGCUGCGGCUGGUGGGGCCCCGAGGCUUCCCCCAGUGCCAGAGCCAUGCCCGGGCCCUCAGGCAGCUGCAGACCCUAAAGGGCUGCCUCAGGGGACGGCUGGGCACUCUGCCUCCAGCACACACCAGCUCCCUGAGAACAAGCAAGCUGCCUCGAUGCCUGCCCUGGUGGUGCCUGGGGGGCUGGCUCCUGGUGGCAGCCACCAGCGGUGGCGCCUUCUUCACCACGCUAUAUGGCCUGCACUAGGGGCGGAACAGCUCCCUCAAGUGGCUCAUCUCCAUGGCUGUCUCCUUUGUGGAGAGUGUGCUUGUCACCCAGCCUCGGAAGGUGCUGGGGUUUGCUGCCUUCUUUGCACUGGUCUUAAAGCACAUGGAUGAUGAAGAGAAGCCUAUGGCCUCUCUCCAAGGACAUCUGUCCAACCCAGACCCCUCUGCCUUGUUCUGAGUACGAAGAAACAGCAGAAAGGAUGUCUACCAGCCUCCUCUGGCUGCCUACACUGAGAAGAUGAACACCACCCACCUCAAGGAACAGAAAGCAUUUGCCCUAAUCAGAGAAAUCUUGUUGUUCUUAGGCUUCCUGUGGCUGUUGCUGGCGGCCUAUGGGCAGAGAGACCCCAGUGCCUACCAUUUCAACAGACACCUCAAGCACAGCUUCACCCAAGGCUUCUCAGCUAUCCUGGGCUUCCAGGAGGUCUUCACAUGGGCCAACACCACCCUUGUGAGAAACCUAUACAGUCAUCACCCAGGUUUCAUCACUGAUGGGAACUCGAAAUUGGUUGGCAGUGCUCAGAUUCGCCAAGGGAGAGUCAGGGAAAACUCCUGCCCUCUUGCGCCAUGGUUGCAGACUUCUCUGGAUGGGUGCCAUGCACCAUAUACCCUGGAUGUUGAAGACCUGUCAGACGAUGGGGAAGGCUGGAAUGCCUCCAAUCUCAAUAGUAGCAAUGGCUUUUCCCAGGCUUGGCAGUACCAGAGCCAGAGCCAGCGAGGUUAUCCCAUCUGGGUCAAACUCACUGUGUACCAGGGAGGAGGUUACGUGGUCCCCCUGGGGACCGAUCGCCAAAGCACAGCAAGGAUUCUCCAGUAUCUCUCUGACAACACCUGGCUGGACAGCGUGGCCAGAGCCGUGUUUGUGGAGUUCGCUGUCUACAACGCCAACGUCAACCUGCCCUGCAUCAUCACGCUGACCCUGGAGACGAGCGCCCUGGGAACCUUCUUUGCACACACAGACCUGCAGAGCCUGCGCCUGUAUCCCUUCACCGAUGGCUGGCACCCCUUUGUGGUGGUGGCAGAAGUCAUCUACCUCCUGUUCCUCUUCAACGACAUGACUGUGCAGGGCAGGCUUAUGAGGACACAAAAGUGGUGCUAUUUCCACAGCAAGUGGAACCUUCUGGUGCUGGCCACCACCCUGGCCAGCGGGAGUGCCCUGGCGGUGUUUGUGAAGAGGGUCAUCCUAGCAGAGCGAGACAUCUGUCAAUACCGGAAACACGGGGAGGAGGGGAUCAGUUUCAGUGAGACAGCAGCAGCUGACGCUGUCCUUGGCUACAUCAUUGCUUUCCUGGUACUGCUGUCUACGGUGAAGCUUUGGCAUCUGCUCAGGCUGAACCCCAAAAUGAACAUGAUCACAUCAGCCCUGUGCUGUGCCUGGAGGGACAUUUCGAGCUUUGACAUCAUCAUCCUUAUUAUGCUCCUGGUUUACUCCAUUGCCUCAAACUUAAUGUUUGGUUGGAAACUCCGUUCAUAUAAAACCCUCUUUGAUGCAGCAGAAACAAUGAUCACCCUUUAGCUAGGAAUCUUCAACUACAAGGAGGUAAUGGGGUAGGGGCCAGUCUCGGCUCCUUCCUUAAUUGGCUCCUGCAUUGUUUUCUUGACAUUUGUUUUGCUGAAUCUAUUUAUCUCCGUCAUCCUGGUUGCCUUCAAUGAAGAGCAAAGAUACUGUUAGCUGUUGGAGGAAAAAGAGAUUGUCAAUUUGCUGCUGAUGAAAAUACUCAGUUUCCUGGGCAUUAAAUGUAGAAGACAGGAGCCUGGAAGCUACAGUGAGCAGCCUGAGUUGCUAUCAGAGGCCAAGCCCCUCAACCUGCACCAGCUGUGCCCCAGGUUUAAACUGUUCAUCUACAUACAAUCAUCUGUAGAGUUGCCAGAAGGCCAGAGCCUCAGAUUUAUACUUACCAUUGAUUCUAUAAUCCCUCCAAAUCAAUGA